AUGACCCAACAAUACCAACGAUUCCGAAAAGCUGACAUCAUUGAAGAAGUCGGUGUCAGGAUUGCUUCCAUCUCGGCAAGCAAUGGCGACUCGUCAUACUAUGUGUGUUUGCAAGACAUUCAGGAUGUGUUUCCAGAUGCACAGCGAUUCAAGUUGGAUGGACAUCCCAUCCUGUUCCUUCAAGACUCUAAUGGUAACAGAAUCGAACCCCCACGCAUUGCAUUCUAUCCUGACAAGAUCCUGGACGUCAUUACAGCAGAACCACAGGCCUGCAACUGUAAUAGCAGCAGUAAUAGUAGCACCAGUGCCAGCAGCAACAGCAUGGCCGUCAUCAGUUUGUCCGCGUUGGGAGUACCAACCAAUCUAGCCUCCCAGGAUAUUUUACCCAUUAUCAAACUUGAGAUGAUGUUGGAAAAGAGCAACAUGGUGAUUGACCUGUUACUGGAAGCCAGAAAGAAGGACGAUGAAAUGCUUAAGCUGCAACUGGGGAAAUUCCUUCAAAACAAUGAUGAAGAUAAACAACUUGGCAACUUGUACAGGAUCACGACAGAGACAGGCCAUGUCAAAUGGGUCUGUAUAGAUCACUAUCGUUGGACAUAUGGAGAAGCAGAACAGAAAGUGUUCAAAAAGGUAGUGGGGUUGAAUGGCGGCGAAUAUGACUUGCACCUUGGCAAAGUGAUCAUCACAUUGAAAUCCAAAACCACAGCUGAAGAAUUCUUCAAUGCGCUGACCAAUGCAAGACGUGUUUACGAGUUGGAUAUCAGUUUUGACUGGAAUUGGAGUAAAAGUGAUCUUGAAGCAUUUGAAGAAGCACUAAAGAAGUCAAGUGUAUCGAUCCUUCGGCUUGAACUCGGAGAGUUUCAAGAAAGCACCACCAAAGAAAUACUUUCAAUGGCUCCCAGAUAUGGAAUGCUUGUUCACAUCAUAGAACUUAGCAGCAUGAAGGCGAUCCAUAUUGUUUUACCUCCGAACACUAUAAAGGUCCCCAGUUUACAGCUCAGCAGGCCACCACACCUUCAAAAGCUAACUAUUGAGAUGAAGCCUCGAGAGAUUGAUGCUAUUCUGGAACUAUCAGAAGCACUCAAGACUAACAAGACUUUGACCACGCUGGAUUUGAUGUGCAACCGAAUUGGAGAUAAAGGAGUCAUGGCACUAUCAGAGGGACUCAAGGCUAACAGGACUUUGACCACACUAGAUUUGAUGGGCAACUCCAUUGGGAAGGAAGGAGCUCUUGCACUGUUAGAAGUGCUCAAGACCAAUACAACUUUGGUCACUUUGGACUUGGAGUACGACUCGCUUGGGAAGGAAGGAAUUCUGUUGCUGUCGAAGACGAACACAACCUUGACUUCUUUGAGCUUCAGUAGUAAAGCAAUUGGGGAUGAAGGAGCCCUUGUACUGUCAGAGACACUCAAGGCUAACACAACCUUGACUGCUUUGGACUUGCGGUACAACUCAAUUGGGAAGGAAGGAGCUCUUGUACUGUCACAGGCACUCAAGAUUAACACAACCUUGACUUGUUUGAACUUGCGGUACAACUCAGUUGGGGACGAAGGAGCCCUUGCACUGUCAGAGGCACUCAAGGUUAACACAACCUUGACUACUUUGGCCUUGUGGUGCAACUCAGUUGGGAGCGAAGGAGCUCUUGUACUGCCACAGGCACUCAAGGUUAACACUACCUUGUAACUGGGAUACAACUCAAUCAGGGGCGAAGGAGCCCUUACGCUGUCAGAG
This is a messenger RNA of Lobosporangium transversale, 1731 nucleotides long. RefSeq lists its product as hypothetical. The transcript is spliced from 4 exons. Gene Ontology annotation, molecular function: protein binding. The coding region runs from base 1 to 1683 and encodes 560 amino acids. The record is from RefSeq and is a predicted model, not a curated record. Lineage: Eukaryota; Fungi; Mortierellomycota; Mortierellomycetes; Mortierellales; Mortierellaceae.